UGCAUACUUGUUCCUUGAACACCUGACUGUAGAGUCACUAGCAAUGGAGCGGUGGACUGAGAUCCUAGUCUACAUUGAGGGUGCAGCUGUACAAAAAGCCUGGGGUCAACCAGGCAGUUAACAAGCUAGGGUCAGCACGUGAAGGUGUUCAGGGUGGUAGAGGGGAAGCAGAGGCCUGUAAGUUUCAUGUUGGGCGAGGUGGGGAGUAGCUGAAGAAGGCAUGGCUGUGUUGGAGUUGUGUAACUGUAUCGCUGGCAGCCCUGACUUCAUUGGUUACAGAGACAAGUCACCUGGAGAGGCCAGGCAGAAGAAACAGGCCCCUUCUUUUCCCUCAGUGUCUUCUAGAGGCAAUAUGUCAGAGGGGGUGGGCACAUUCCGCAUGGUCCCUGAAGAGCAGCAGGAGCUCCGGGCACAGCUGGAGCAGCUCACAACCAAGGACCAUGGACCUGUCUUUGGCCCAUGCAGCCAGAUGCCCCACCACACUUUGCAGAAGGCCAAGGACGAGCUGAAUGAGCAGGAGGAGACCCGGGAAGAUGCUGUCAGAGAACUACAGGAGCUGGUGCAGGCAGAGGCAGCUUCUGGGGAGGAGCUGGCCCUGGCGGUGGCUGAGAGGGUACAAGCAAGGGACAGUGCCUUCCUUCUGCGCUUCAUUCGUGCCCGCAAGUUCAACAUGGGCCGUGCCUAUGAGCUGCUCAAAGGCUAUGUGCACUUCCGGCUCCAGUACCCUGAACUCUUCGAUGGCUUGUGUCUGGAGGCUGUCCGCUGCACCAUUGAGGCUGGUUACCCUGGUGUCCUUUCCAGUAGGGACAAGUAUGGCCGAGUGGUCAUGGUCUUCAACAUUGAGAACUGGCACUGUGAAGAAAUCACCUUUCAUGAGAUCUUGCAGGCUUAUUGCUUCAUCCUGGAGAAACUGCUGGAGAAUGAGGAAACUCAAAUUAAUGGCUUCUGUAUCAUUGAGAACUUUAAGGGCUUCACCAUGCAGCAGGCAGCAGGACUCCGUGCCUCGGAUCUCAGGAAGAUGGUGGACAUGCUCCAGGAUUCCUUCCCAGCCAGAUUCAAAGCCAUCCACUUCAUUCAUCAGCCAUGGUAUUUCACCACCACCUAUAAUGUGGUCAAGCCCUUCCUGAAGAGCAAGCUGCUACAGAGGGUCUUUGUCCAUGGAGAUGACCUCACUGGCUUCUUUCAGGAGAUCGAUGAGAGCAUCCUACCUGCUGACUUUGGGGGCACGCUGCCCAAGUAUGAUGGCAAGGUUGUUGCUGAGCAUCUCUUUGGCCCCCGGGCUGAGGAUGAGAACACAGCCUUAUAAGGACAUGCUCUGCCCUCUGAUCUGUACUUAAAAUCCUAGUCCUUUCUUAGCUGUUCUGGACCCAAGUCUGGGAAAAGGCUGCCUAAGGUGACCGUGGUUUUCCUGAACCUCCUUAGGUUUAGGGGAGCUCAGGGGUCACCUCAUUUCAAACUGGUGGUAGAGGAUAGAAGCAGGGGAAUUCCUUUAAACAAGAAACUUGGGGGCUGUUCUAUUCCCACUUGCCUCUGAAGCUGUAGGGCAGUGACUGUGAGAAGCUGAAUUUCAAAGACGAAUUAGGUUUCUCCAUGAUCUCCUUUGUUACUUUGAUACUUUGGGUCUGAAUGGCUGAGUUAAAACCUCUCCCCCAAUUCAAUAAAAAGAUGAACCAAGA
Nannospalax galili (Upper Galilee mountains blind mole rat) is the source of this 1676-nucleotide messenger RNA. RefSeq names its product retinaldehyde binding protein 1 (gene Rlbp1). The record is from RefSeq and is a predicted model, not a curated record. Gene Ontology annotation, cellular component: membrane. The coding region runs from base 221 to 1306 and encodes 361 amino acids. NCBI's taxonomy places the organism in Eukaryota, Metazoa, Chordata, Mammalia, Rodentia, Spalacidae. Gene Ontology annotation, molecular function: phosphatidylinositol bisphosphate binding. The transcript is spliced from 8 exons.